Molecule: messenger RNA, 1907 nt
Organism: Somion occarium
Lineage: Eukaryota; Fungi; Basidiomycota; Agaricomycetes; Polyporales; Cerrenaceae
Source: the annotation of a GenBank genome assembly
AUCACUUGAACGUUUCCCAUGAACCAUUGUCAGUGCAUCUUUACCUGUUGGUUGAUCUGCAGAGGCUUGGCCUUCACGCGUCACGACGCUGACCACGAGAAUGAGCCAGCUUAAGAGAGCUCGUCGACUUCUCAGCAGCCUCUUUACCAGGCGGAAAGUCUCAAAGUUGCCUGUAGCACCGUCUACAAUACCGACACUCGUGCUCGACAUCCUCCCAAUCAUCGCCCAGUACCUAUGCGAUGACCACGACUAUUCUGCUUUACACGCUUGUUCUCUCGCCUGUAGGGCUUGGAGUGCGUACUUCCAGCCAUAUCUCUUCCGUUGCAUUACUCUACAUACCAAUAAACGCGUCUCCACUCUACAUGAACGCCUUUGCCAAAACCCCUCUCUCACAUCGUACAUUCGUGAUCUCAGUCUCGACUUUCGGGUUCUCAGGCCCCUCCCAGUCUCGCUAAUGACAACUUUAGUCUCGCUUGAUACAAUCAGAAUAGUCGGACUGGCCAACCCUGCCUGGAUAAAGCUCCCUCAUUUUCAGCCUCUGGUCCAAAGUCUCACCUUGUUACCUUCUCCACCGGGUAAGGUGGUAUUUGUACGUGCGAGCGCACCUACUUCCGCCUUAUGCCAAGUCCUCUCCGUAUUCUCUCACGCGAAGCAUUGCGAGCUCAACAUGGUUGGCUUCGCGGACUUCAAUCCCGAGGACUGGACCGUCCCUACAUCUGUAGUACCCCCUCCUAUGCUGUCUUCCUUGAAGAUCAGUGUGAGGAGUUUCCCCAAAGAUGGCGCAUUCUUUCGCCAGUUGGUUGAUUCUGGUGUUAAAUUGCACAGUCUAGAUGUCGAGUUCCACUAUAUGGAGCAGGUCAAACAGUCGACCGUAUGCGAGUUCAUUCAGAAUCAACCAUCGCUCUGUCACCUCUCCAUAGGUGUUCGAGUGCCAAAACCCGGUGAUUACAACGGCUAUGUGCUACACACUACAGCAUUCCCACAAAAGCUUCUCUUGACAUCUCUCACCUCCCUCACCUCUCUCGCUCUUGACGUUCCCUCACACAUCUCAGUAGCCACCGACUGGCUUCAACAACUGCCCUCUCCGCAUCUCCUUGCUUCGCUCUGUCUAAACCUUCCCUUUACCACUUAUGAUCCCUAUGAAGUUGAACACUUGGAUAGUUUGCUCUCGGAUAGGUUUUGUUGGCUGAAGGAGCUGAGUAUCCGGGAUACUAUGAAUGAAGGAGAAUGGCUGCAGACUGGGAAGGAUAUAUUUCCCAAGACGUGGACUAUGGGAGUGAGAAUGGGACGCCAUAGGUGAUAGAAUUACAACCACGGUCCAGGACUCAACCUUGAAAUGACGUCACGAUUCCAGGCUGCGACGUCGAAUACACUGCAGAGUACUGAAGGCCUGACCUUCCCGUCCGUAUACCAUGGCAUCCACGCGAAUUAUGACACCACUAUAACGACAACCUUCGCGCUCCACUUCCACGCCGUUUUGCUGUAAAUCUCUCAAUGCUCCCUUAGAUGCCUCUCUGAUUGCCAAGGUGACUGUGGCUAAGGUUCAUCCCACCCGACCCCCCUGUCGGUCCUCUUCAUGCGGCUUUACGGUCGAUACUUAAGUAUUGCUUGUUCCUCGUUCCUCACUGUUGGCUCCUUGUCACACCUGCGUAUGGUCGGCGAGCGUGGCAUUUAACUCACAAGCGUUGUAUAUCCUAGAGCGGUGAGCAUUUGCCAAGAGAAACUCGGAGUGUAGCCUUGUCACUCCCUUGCAUCACAACAAAGUCGUUCUACUGCAAUAGACACUCAAACCCAUGAUUUGAAGAGCCCAUCAUUUCCAAGUCUUCUCCGCUAACAUUCAGCAACUUUUCCAUCUGUCACCUCUAUUCUCGUGCCCGAUCUGAUCACAUGGGCCUCUCCGGACAGGC